AUGUCGGCUCUUCCUCCGUCUCCAAGCCUGUUGCGCGAUGGCCUCAAGUCGGACGCAGAACCUUUCCUCAACGAGGUCGAAGACUCGCGCGUGCCUCUUACCACCACGAGAUCUCUCCAUGCCGUACCGUACAAAGGUACGGUUCUGAAGCUGUUCAGCUUUGUGGUUGCGGCUUUUGUGUUAGUCUUUGGGCAACAUUUGUUCUACCUCCACCUUCAAGGUAAAAUCGUCGAUGAACACAGAUUGAGUCAAGCUUGGAUCGGGCGUAUCACGCAGGGUUUCGGCUUCUUGUUCAAGACUUUAUUGGUAACAGCAAUCGGCAUUGCUUUCGAUCAAGUGCUUUCGAAAGUGCUUUCGCAUACUAUUAUAAUGGUUCAGAAUAUUCCGGAAACUAAGAAGCGGCAGUGCUUCACUUGCGUGCUGCACAACGCGACUUACGACCUCAAUGUGAACUAUGUCAACAACAUCCCUCAGGUUAACAUCGAAACCGUGGUCCAUGAACCCCUGAGUUCUACUCUGGUGGACGACAAGCUGCAGGAUGCGUUGAAUGCGUCCUUGGGGUAUCCUGAAACUACCACGAUGGUUAGCGGACAAACCUUUAAUGUUGAGCCGUAUAUGGAUGAGGAGUCAUGGUCUCUACUGAACUUCGUGGCCAUAAAGGAUGCUUUCGUUCAAUAUCUUCGCGGAACUGUGACUUCCGGUCAGGGUACAGUACCGCCCGUGGCAGAUUCUGGCUUGCUUGUUCUGUCCACCAGUCUCGUCACAGGGCUCAAUGGGAGCGCAGAAAACCAAGUGACUUUUCUUCCCAACCUGGCUGGCAGUUUUGAAGAGCUCUUUCGAAAUGUCACCGUCAACUUGCUUUCUUCGAAGAGCCCCGCGGUGAGAACAUUUACCAGAAACGCUACGGUAACCGUGGUUCACAACAUCUACUAUUAUAGCGACCACGAACGGUUCAUCUUCUGGGUCUCUUCAGGAGCCGGUCUGGGGGUUGCUGUGCUCUGCAUCUUCAUCGGCAGCUUCUGCCUUUUGCGUAACUCCUUUGCCGGUGAACGAAGCUUUUCAUAUGUUCUGAUCAGUACUCGUAACCCGAGUCUGGAUGGACUUUGCGAAGGGUCCAUUCUAGGAGCAAAGGAUAAUCAGUUGAAUAAGCAGAAUCUCGUAUUCGGUCCCCUUCGUGCUACCGGCAAUGCACCUGUCAGUGAUGAACUUCGCUUCGGUCUCCCUGGGGGUGCCGGUUCUCAAACGUCCGGCUCAGCGCCUGUGCGGUGA
This is a messenger RNA of Saitoella complicata NRRL Y-17804, 1269 nucleotides long. RefSeq lists its product as uncharacterized. The record is from RefSeq and is a predicted model, not a curated record. The transcript is spliced from 3 exons. NCBI's taxonomy places the organism in Eukaryota, Fungi, Ascomycota, Saitoellomycetes, Saitoellales, Saitoellaceae. The coding region runs from base 1 to 1269 and encodes 422 amino acids.